Messenger RNA from Drosophila obscura, 1781 nucleotides. Its product is annotated as kinesin-like protein KIF21A. The record is from RefSeq and is a predicted model, not a curated record. Lineage: Eukaryota; Metazoa; Arthropoda; Insecta; Diptera; Drosophilidae. Gene Ontology annotation, molecular function: microtubule binding; ATP binding; microtubule motor activity. The coding region runs from base 1 to 1743 and encodes 580 amino acids. Gene Ontology annotation, biological process: microtubule-based movement; mitotic spindle organization. The transcript has 14 exons.
AUGGAGUUGCCGCCCAGCGAGUCCUGCAGCAGGCGCGUCAGCUUUGACUGGCGGUACGCGCAAGGUGUCUGGGGUCUCGGACACAUUAUAGUCCGCGGGACUGACGCAGGCGAUCAUCAAUUCGGCCUCACCGAAUUGGAGGUCACUUCCGCUCAUUUAAUGCGUGGCUCUGCCGGUCGGGCUGUAGCAGCCACUGCAAUGAACGAGACCUCGUCCCGUUCUCAUGCCAUUUUCACUCUCACCGUAGUUUCCAGCAAGCUGGAGGGAAGGAAGGUGGUGACCACCUCCAAGAUCAAUCUGGUGGAUCUGGCUGGCUCUGAACGCUGCUCCAAGACACUGGCCAUCGGCGACCGCUUCAAGGAGGGGGUCAAUAUCAAUAAAGGCCUGCUGGCCCUCGGCAACGUGAUCAACGCAUUGGGCUCCGGACAAACUGCCGGUAAGCGCACGAUCCGCAUAGCGCAAGGUGCUCAGGGUCUCGGACACAUUAUAGUCCGCGGGACUGACGCAGGCGAUCAUCAAUUCGGCCUCACCGAAUUGGAGGUCACUUCCGCUCAUUUAAUGCGUGGCUCUGCCGGUCGGGCUGUAGCAGCCACUGCAAUGAACGAGACCUCGUCCCGUUCUCAUGCCAUUUUCACUCUCACCGUAGUCUCCAGCAAGCUGGAGGGAAGGAAGGUGGUGACCACCUCCAAGAUCAAUCUGGUGGAUCUGGCUGGCUCUGAACGCUGCUCCAAGACACUGGCCAUCGGCGACCGCUUCAAGGAGGGGGUCAACAUCAAUAAAGGCCUGCUGGCCCUCGGCAACGUGAUCAACGCAUUGGGCUCCGGACAAACUGCCGGUAAGCGCACGAUCCGCAUAGCGCAAGGUGCUCAGGGUCUCGGACACAUUAUAGUCCGCGGGACUGACGCAGGCGAUCAUCAAUUCGGCCUCACCGAAUUGGAGGUCACUUCCGCUCAUUUAAUGCGUGGCUCUGCCGGUCGGGCUGUAGCAGCCACUGCAAUGAACGAGACCUCGUCCCGUUCUCAUGCCAUUUUCACGCUCACCGUAGUCUCCAGCAAGCUGGAGGGAAGGAAGGUGGUGACCACCUCCAAGAUCAAUCUGGUGGAUCUGGCUGGCUCUGAACGCUGCUCCAACACACUGGCCAUCGGCGACCGCUUCAAGGAGGGGGUCAACAUCAAUAAAGGCCUGCUGGCCCUCGGCAACGUGAUCAACGCAUUGGGCUCCGGACAAACUGCCGGUAAGCGCACGAUCCGCAUAGCGCAAGGUGCUCAGGGUCUCGGACACAUUAUAGUCCGCGGGACUGACGCAGGCGAUCAUCAAUUCGGCCUCACCGAAUUGGAGGUCACUUCCGCUCAUUUAAUGCGUGGCUCUGCCGGUCGGGCUGUAGCAGCCACUGCAAUGAACGAGACCUCGUCCCGUUCUCAUGCCAUUUUCACGCUCACCGUAGUCUCCAGCAAGCUGGAGGGAAGGAAGGUGGUGACCACCUCCAAGAUCAAUCUGGUGGAUCUGGCUGGCUCUGAACGCUGCUCCAAGACACUGGCCAUCGGCGACCGCUUCAAGGAGGGGGUCAACAUCAAUAAAGGCCUGCUGGCCCUCGGCAACGUGAUCAACGCAUUGGGCUCCGGACAAACUGCCGGUUACAUACCGUACCGCCAGUCAAAGCUGACGCGCCUGCUGCAGGACUCGCUGGGCGGCAACUCCAUCAAUUCGGCCUCACCGAAUUGGAGGUCACUUCCGCUCAUUUAAUGCGUGGCUCUGCCAGUCGGGCUGUAGCAGCCACUGCG